AUGUUACCAGGGCUGCCAAAUUCAAAAACUAAAGCUGAAUAUUUAGUUAAAGUAAAAAAUUUUGCUAAUGAUUUAUCCGAACGUCUUAAAACGAACUAUUUCUUGCUUGCUGAACAACCAUUCUAUAAACAUCAAGCAAAUAAUAAUAAUACUCCACUUCUUAACGACCAUGAUGAUAAUAGUAAUCCAGUAGGAAUUCGUCAACGUUGUCAACCUCUAAAAGCAUUACUAGAAAGCUUAAAACCAACAAUAAAAAAUAAUAAUCAAUAA
Molecule: messenger RNA, 270 nt
Organism: Rotaria sp. Silwood2
Lineage: Eukaryota; Metazoa; Rotifera; Eurotatoria; Philodinida; Philodinidae
Source: the annotation of a GenBank genome assembly